UUUGAUUUGGUCCUUCGGAAUUUCUCCAGUGCGCGUCGCUUUAUCCAUCGCUGGCAAAGCUGCGUCGUCCUCCACCGACCCAUCGUUCUUCGCCGGCUUCCUUCAUCCUCGGUGAACUCUCCUUCUCAGUUCCUUUCUACUUCCUCCAUCUGUUUCCUAGUUCUCCUCCUUCCGGCUGAUAUACCUCCAUCUCCAUCCAGUCCACCACCGUAGCUGAAUCUCUCCCAAUCCACCAUCGCUGAAUCCCCCCACCGUCUUCUUCAGGUGCGUUGUGCAUUGAUGCCUUACUGUUGUUGCCCAAUUGCUGCGGCACACUUGACAAUAUUGAUGCUAUCCUGCCCCCUUCUUAAAUCUGUGAAAUUUGAAGCUGAAGCAGAGCUCUACAGUGGCCAGCAAAAUGGUGUCUGGCUUAAUAAAUGCUAAUCCUAUAGUCUAUGAAAAGAAAGAGCGUCGAACUCGCACCAUGCCCACCUUUGCUGAUGAAAAUGCUGCAGAACCAAUAGACCAACAAGAAAUUUUUGAUCAUUUAAGGGAUAUCAAAGACCCAGAGCACCCAUACUCCUUAGAAGAGCUCAAAGUAAUAACUGAGGAUGCAAUUGAAGUUGAUGAUGAGCAUAGUUAUGUCAGGGUUACGUUUACUCCUACAGUUGAACAUUGUAGCAUGGCAACUAUCAUAGGUCUAUGCUUACGGGUGAAACUCAUGAGGAGCCUUCCUCCACGCUACAAGGUGGACAUCAGAGUAGCGCCUGGAUCUCAUGCGACUGAAGCUGCAGUUAACAAACAACUAAAUGAUAAAGAACGGGUGGCUGCCGCACUGGAAAAUCCAAAUCUGCUGGAUAUGGUUGAUGAAUGUUUAGUUCCGUCUUUUGGUUGAAGGACCUUGUAUCCCAUGAUGCAAUAAGACUGUAGUUCCUUUAAUGGUUGGACCUGAUCAGUUUCAUCAGUUGGUGGCUAUUGUAUUUGUGGUAUGACUGUAAGCUCAUUGAUCAUGCAAUUUUUGCCUACUAUACGUGAUUUGAGUUACAGAUAGGAAUACGCAGCUGAAAAAGUCGUAGAUGUGUUAUUUUCUGUAUGAUUCUUUGAUGAGCUCCGGAAGAGGACAAAUAUGUUUUUCUUCUCUCAUGUUUCUUUUCUUGGUUUUGUUAUACUUUUUUCUUGGUUCUGUAAAUUGAAUAUUGGGAAAAAAAAAAUCAGCUGUAUUUAUCUGGUAGGAACUAUAUUGGGCUUUGCGUCUCUGCACCAUUUAAGGUGGGUGGUAUGUGAAUAGUGAAAAUGGCCUCGUGCCAAGGAUGUUGAAUCCAAGACUUAACAAUGACGUUAUUUUAA
Molecule: messenger RNA, 1326 nt
Organism: Prosopis cineraria
Lineage: Eukaryota; Viridiplantae; Streptophyta; Magnoliopsida; Fabales; Fabaceae
Product: protein AE7
Exons: 6
Coding region: 398-874 (158 amino acids)
Biological process (GO): iron-sulfur cluster assembly
Source: RefSeq, a predicted model, not a curated record